AUGACGAUAGAACCACCCGCCAUCCCCAUAACAAUCCUAACCGGCUUCCUCGGCUCCGGCAAAACCACUCUACUUCUCAACCUUCUCCCCCAACUGCCCCCGACCUACAAGCUAGCCUUACUCAAGAACGAAUUCGGCGACGUCGCAAUUGACUCCCAACUCGCCUCUGAGCAAUCCAUCUCCGGCGUCCGAGAAUUAUUGAAUGGAUGCAUCUGCUGCAAUCUCGUCGGCCAACUGGGCGACGCCUUGACUCAGUUAAGGACGGAAAUCAAACCGGACAGAAUCGUGAUUGAGACCAGCGGAAGCGCGUUCCCCGCUACGUUGGCGAUGGAGGUUAAUCGGCUUGCUACCGAGAACCCCUCCACAAAGGGGCAGUUUGUCUUGGACGGGGUGAUUAGUGUGAUUGACGUGGAGAAUUGGCAGGGAUAUGAAGACACGAGUUAUACAGCCAAAAUGCAGGCGCGAUACACGGAUUUGAUUGUCUUUAAUAAGUGGGAGCUUGUGGAUGAGAGACGGUUUGAUAUUUGUCUCGAUAGGCUGGGAGAUUUGGAGCUUGAGGCGCCUACCCCCUGGGUCAAGUCUGAUAGGGGCAGGGUUGAUAAGGAUGUGUUGUUGGGCAUUGAUGGGGCGUUGAUUGCUAAGCAAGGGUUGGAAAGUGAGCAUCAUGAUCAUGAGCAUGGCCACGACCAUGAAGAGCAUAAGCAUGAUCAUCAGUCGGAGGUGGAGGUCCUGUCCUUGACAUUGUCGUCCUCGCAAGAGAAUCAAGUUCUGGAUCUCACCAAAUUCAUAAACCUCCUCAAAUCAUCCCCCAAGGAAGAAGCAUAUCGCAUCAAAGGGACGAUCCGAUGCUCCUCUUCUCAGAUUCCUGAAAACUCUGACCCGACGUUCCUCACUUCCUCAACUACCACUCCUUCUUCAGAUUCUGGGACCACUACGUAUAUCCUGAAUUGGGCGUUUGGAAGGUGGACGUUUACGCCUACUUCUACGCCUACGAAGGAUGUGGCCAGGUUGACGUUCAUACUGGCGCGGUAUGAGUCUGCAAAGUGGAAGAAGAAGCUUGAAACUGGAGACUACGUUAAUGUCGAGGGUUCGAAAGAUAGUGAGAUCAAGGUAGAGAAGAUAGUAUAG
Molecule: messenger RNA, 1128 nt
Organism: Talaromyces marneffei
Lineage: Eukaryota; Fungi; Ascomycota; Eurotiomycetes; Eurotiales; Trichocomaceae
Exons: 1
Coding region: 1-1128 (375 amino acids)
Cellular component (GO): cytoplasm
Source: RefSeq, a predicted model, not a curated record